Porites lobata is the source of this 33489-nucleotide messenger RNA. The record is from the annotation of a GenBank genome assembly. NCBI's taxonomy places the organism in Eukaryota, Metazoa, Cnidaria, Anthozoa, Scleractinia, Poritidae.
CUCACUUGGUUUUGUCUUCCGUGGUUGCUCAGGAUGCCGUUAACCUUUUUUAAAAAAGGAAGCAUACGUGGGAACCUUUUUCAUAAAAGUUAUCAUAAUUAAUUGGAACGUACAACUUAAAGGUAACAAUAUUUAUUGUUUGUGAUUAUCCAUUUAGCUAACCCAUGUAGACCACGCCAAAAUAAAGAACUUAUUCGAAAACAUCCUUCAAUUUUUUUUAAGGUCUUAUAUUAAUGACGAUGCUGAGGAACAACCAGUUUUUUUUUAUAUAUGGGAACAUAAUAAAUAAAACCGAUGAGCUGUUAUUUCAAUUCACACCAAAUGGUCAUACUGUAGGAUUUUAUCUAAAGCGUCAAAAUUUCAAACCACCUAGUACAAUGUAACAAAAAGGAAUGGUCGGGACAUUUGCCAGCUUUACAUGCAGAUACUAUCUAUUUUACUAAGAAUUCUUCCUCUCUUCCAACCCCGGCCGCUGGACAUCUUUCAUAGUGAAUUAUCGUACAUAAGACUUUUUCAUGUAUUCAUUUAAUUAAUCAUUUUCACACAAUAAGAAAACUUACAGAGAUCAUAUCCUCCCGGAACAGUAACUUUUUUUAGGAUUUUAUCCGUAGGCUUAAUUCAAGUGUAAUUAUUAUAUACUAAGUAAAAUAUAUACGUAUGUGGAAGAACUCAACUCGUUCAACCUUGGAAUGGAGAUGAUGUGAACUACGGAAAUACUAAUUUAAAUUUCAACUUUCUUUGAUAGGAAAUUCAUUUAAUGUCAAGUAGUUUGGUUCUGACGGAAGGUGCAGCACACUGGACACCGUUCAGCUGGCAAGUAACUAUUUUAUCUUUUCACCGAAGCCAAUCACCUCUAAUUAUAAACUGAGACCACUUUUUAAGAACCACGUUCUUUCCUCUUCCUUGAUACUCAGCUUCCCCGGUGAUAUAAUUUAAUUGAAAAACUUUUCAAUUCUGUAAUUAUAUCCUUUUACAGCAAUCUGAGGCCAUAAAAGUUCCCUUUUCAUAAAAAGUGCGAGAAGUAACUCGAUGCGCUUUCGAUUCUUCGUUUUUCUUCUUCAAUUUCGGUCAAUUAGUUAGCAUUUAAUGAUUUAGAUCAUCAGUAAGUGAGUGAGAUUGAUUUCAUUUUUAUCAAAAGAAAGUUGUCAUUUUAAAAGUGAAUUCCCAGUUUUUGUGUAAACAUCCCGAGGCGUUAAUGUAGUUUAUUUUUUUAAACAGUUGUCUUCCUAUUCUUGGUUUACAGCCAGGUGGCAGGGCAGCCAUUCGCCAGUUUAGAAAAUACCAUAAUUAUCUUGUUGUCCUCCCCCCAAAAAAAGAAUUUGCUCAACCAUUGUGAGUUUCAGUUUCUCUUUGGACUUAGAAUCGCCCCAAGAGAAAAUGACAACAAUGGUUAUGCAAUUUUUUAAGGGGGGGGAAGGGGGGGGGGGGGGGGGACUAAAAUAUAAUUAUGGUAUUUUCUAAAGUGGCGAAUGUUGGUGAUCAAUACAACAAACCAAGUUAUGAAGAAUUUACAUGGAAAUGGCGUUAAGUUCCCAGAGGAGAAAAACACUUUUAUUCCAGUGAUCACUAACAUGGCCACCUUGGCGUCACGUGCAAACCAGCAAUUCCGACCGAGGGAUCUUGCCCCCCCCCCCUGUCCCCUACUAAAAGUGCACUUCAAAGCCUGUAAGCUAUGACUGCCAAACCUAGCGACUCAUCAUAAAAUUUAUCUGGGAACAUCUUAAAGUCGUCGUGACGUGUGCGUCAACAUUGACUUGACCACGAAAACCGAGUUUUGACAGUCAUGUUUCAAAAUUUGCAUUUUUUUCUAUUAAAAAGGGUGUUCAGUUUAUAUUUUUUCUUCUUGCCUUCGCUAACGGCCUGAAAAACGCAUAAAAAUAACACCUCUUUGUCAUGCUAUCACUCAAAGCAAGGGCUUUCCUUGAGGGUUUGCAUGUUCUAUGUGCUGCUUCUGCCGCUAUUUUGCAAAAUAAAUGACGGCCACAAGGCUCCUAAAAUGACUCAAUUAAGGCAAACAAUAAGUUUUAACAGUCACAUUUUCCAUGCAAUGACGCAAUCAUGCGUUGCAUGGGAAACAAGUUUAAAACUUUCUUGGAUCUUGACUUUUCCUUGCGGACUCUUGAGCAGAAAUUCCGACGUACACAGAUCAGAUGAAAUACUAGAGAGCUUUGGAUUCUAAGACGACGACGACGACCAUACGAGGACGAGAUUUUCUCAAUACUAAGGUCACUAAGCCGCGCGCGCGCGAAUCAACGUCUUUUUGGCCGAAAAAUGUGAUAGCUAUCGUCAUUCUACUGAGAGUUUUAGCGAGAAUGUCGUAGUGGCGAAAACAAGACAUUAGUUUUCAAAUGUUGAGAAUUUUAUCAUUUAGCGAUAGGGAGAGGGCUUUAGCUCCUUCAACAGAAAUUAAUAAGUGUGUACUAACUUUUGUGGUUAAAAAAGGAACAAUGAAGCGGCGGGGUGUCUAUUCGUGUAGAGAAUAGGCAAGAAAACGCACAAAAUUAAAUUUUGCACUGGUUAAAAAGUGGCAGGGAAAAAACAAAACAGAAGACUGCCGAUCCGGUAAAUUUACUAAGAAAAAAAUUGCUUUCUUGCUCCAUCUACAUAAUUACGAAAUCUCGAAUGACGCGCGUGUUAAGUCUAUUUGAGCGUUGAUGUAAAUUAAAGUUGAAACAUUUUUUACUUGAAAUUAACAUUGGUGACAUAGUAAUUUAGUUUUAUUGUUUUACUCAAGUACUUAUUCAGUCAACAUUUAGUAAUGGUAAACAAUGUCGAAAUGCUGCGCAUACAUAACUUUGAAGUGAAAGUCAGUACCGCGCCAAGGCUGAUCUGGCCUGAUCUGACUCCCUGCCCGCAGAAUCAUUGCGGCAGUAACUAACUAAAGGCAAGAACGUUCAGUAAUUCACCUGGAAUUUAACCCAGGUCAGUCUCUACCAUCGAAGGUUAGUACCAUGUAUUUUUCGCAAUACACCGUAUUCACAAAUGGCGGACACGCGGGAAAAAACUGGUGCUUAUGCAUCGGUCAAAUCGAAGCUUCAACAUGCCCCCCCGGGCAUACCCCGGGCAUUUGACACCUUUGCCGUCCCGGGGAGGAGGGAAUUUGACUAUCAGAGUCUUCCAGGGGGUGGGGAAUUUGAUCCCCAUGCUUUAGGGGUGGGGAAUUUGAACUGAACCCUCGAUUUCAUGUAAAAUCUUUGGCGUGGCGAGCUAUCAUGGGGGACGCGGGGGGACGCUUUGUGCUGUAUUUGAAGUAUUUAAAUUUUUAAAUAUUUAACACUGGAUUCAGGCUUUGAAUGUAUGAAUGUAUUUUAUUGUUGUGUUUUAUACAAUGAAAUACAAUACCUAUACCGGCGAUUCAAUACAACAACAUAAAAUAAAAUAAAAUAAAAAGCUCAGGUCAACUACUUUGACCUACUGCAAGUAUGUUAGUUAAUAAGGUGAGCGAUGCAUAUCAGCGAAAUGGUCAUGAUGUAGUAAUCUUAAUAGAUGGGGUCUUUUUUUAUAGAACGCUUUGAGCAUUCAGUGACCUUGUAGCAGCGAUUUCCGCCGCUUUCCACGAGACUUUUGUUCUUAGUAAAUACGCUAACAGUGUUUCUCAGUUUUGUUAUAUUUAUAAAGAUUUUGUUCGACAACUGAAGGCUUUUCCGCCGUCCCUCUGUCAGUUUUGUGCCUGUGAAACGUCCCCGGGAUGGGGGCAUUUGAUCACCUGAAUGGACCAUAGUGUGGGGCAUUUGAACGGCAUUUUGGCCCGGGUAUGGGGGAAUUUGAACAAUAAUUUUCAAAAAAGCCAAAUGCCCGGGGGGUUGCCCGGGGGGGGGGGAGCAUGUUGAAGCUUCGAUUUGACCGAUACAUUAGUCAUGAAAGCGAGGCGUUGGAGGGUAAACAAAAAUUGCAAAUGAAGACUUUCAGUGAAUUUACAGAGUGUUUAGCACGGAUUCCACCUACUUUGUACGGACUUCUUUUUAAAUACAAUUACGUGGGAUGUCUUCUGCUUUUAAUGUUUAGUAUUGAUUUGCUGUUUGCAAUCAAAAGGGACGCGUAUAUCUUCAAGGAAACAGGAUGAUUUUGUAGGUUUCCGAAGCAUCAGAAGCUCGACAAGUGGGCGAUGGCUGGAGACAAGCGGCAAACAUGUUGGCCCAAACUUCACAUUGAAACCGAGUUCGAAAGCGAGCUCACUGCAAUUCGGUAAAACAGAAAUAUAAACAAUGCAAAUCUUGGUGGCAAGAAAAAAAGAAAUAAGCGAUGGAUAUAUGGCCUAUUUGUUAACGCAAGAGACGUGUGCCAUUGAACAAAACAGUUCAAAUCGUGAUGGAAAAAAGGAAGACAGGAAAGAAGCGGUGACUGAGGUUUCGAUGAAGUUAUGUUUAUUUGCCAGGACGUUAUUCUCUGGUCUUUAUCGAUGAUGAACAUCAAUUAGAACUAUCUUUUUCGUAUAUAAAAUGCAGGAGCGAUCGAGUGGAGUACGCUCAAAAUUUCAACUUGUUACUCGGCAGACUCGGUAAGCCGGCCACAUUUCAUUUCAACGAGUAAUUUUCCUAUUUCUUAUCUUUGGCUGUUAAGAGUUUUAACUUCAUGUUCCAUAAUAUUUUAAAAGUGAAGAAUACAUAAAUAAAUAAAGUGAUGGUCUUCUUACACGGAUCCAGACUCGCAUUUCAUGAUUCGAAACAGAAGCUUGCCCUUACCAAAUCCAACACUGUUUUGAAUGUAUUAUUAAGCUAUUUUUGAAAACUGUUUUUAACCUAUUUUGUGAAAUAGGUUUUAAAUAGGGUGAAAAGUGUAUUUUUAAUGUAUUUUUCGACUGCUUUUAAAGGUGUUUUAACCUGUUUAAAAUGCUAUUAAAAAACAAUUUUUAAAGUAUUUUAAAAUUCGUUUAAAAUAUAAAAAAAUCCCAGGACUUUUGCAAGGCUCAAAACAGGUCUAAAACAGUUUUUAAAUACCUUAUAAAUAGGAAUAAAAACAGGAUAAAAACAGUUUCAAAAACAUAUUUUAAUUUGCUCUACUAUUUUAAAACUAUUUUUAAUGGCAAUUUUAAACGUAUUUUGAAAAAAACAGGUUUAAAAUAGGUACAAAAAUAUAUUUUUAAUAUAUUUUUCGACUGAUUUUAAAGGUGUUUUAAUCUGUUUAAAACGCUAUUAAAAUGUUAUGCUUCAAAAUAUAUUUUAAUAGCUGUUUAAUCGGUCUCGAAAUUUAGUAAAAUACUCGUAUUUGCAAAUACAAUAAAAAUACUUUGAAAAUAGUAUUAAAAUAACUCAGAAGAAGAAAAGCAAUAUAGCACGCACAUAUUGUGAAAAUACAUCAAAAAUAGGAUGCAAAAAUGCAAAAACAGGAUAAAAUUGUAAGAAAAUAGCCUUAGAGUUGUCUGAAAACAGUACAAAAAUCGGUCGAAAGAGCAUAAAAACAGUACAAAAACAGGAUGGAAAUACCAUUUAAAUUCAUGAAAUAAAAUGACUACAUAACCGUCGAAAAUUACCCUGAAAAAGCAAGAUUUACCUCUGCGAAAUUUUUCCACACAGUCCUAGGCCAGGACUUCACGAGAAUUAUCUCUUAGCCGAUGACUUUACGUUGAUUUCCCUACGUAUUCUCGGGAAAUUCUUAUGGAAUUUUUCAGAAAUGGUGAAAUCAAUCUUUAGCCUGUGUACAGACCCCCUCCCCUCAAUAAACAUCGGAGGGGAGGGGGUCUGUACACAGGCUAUCAAUCUUCAGCUUCAAAAGGGGUUUGCGUUACUGACGUUACCGGUAAAUAAUAAUCUACAUACAAGUAACUUACAUUAUUUAUUAUAUUCACGGCUUUACUCAAGUAUUAUCAGAAGCUUGCAGGCUACGCCUGAACAUUAAUUAUUGGCUGAUAAAGAACAACAUAAGAAUAACACCAUUAAAUUUACGCGAGAAUGAAAGAGCGUGACAUCAAGUGACUGAGAUCAUUCAUGCAACACAGCCAGGAUGAGCAAGGAACCCUGUAAAAACUAAAAUUGCCGUACAGGCGGGAGUAUAUAAAUGUUUACUACCCUUUAUUUGUUUCUCAUAUGGCGUAUACUUAAGCGUCUUAGUAACAUGUUAUAAUACUCACAUGAGAGAAGACUCUUGGAUUAACACAUAAGACAGCGUGCUUCGAAUAGAACCUGAACCAGAACCUUUCAAAGUACAUAGCAGUCGCUGAUGAGUCAUACCCAUUUUUGAUUCGUGAUAAAAGCAACAUCUACGUGUUCAGACAAUCCGCGGAGUUGAAAUGUACUUUGGUAAGAUCGUAACAAACAGUAAAAUCAAGCGCACCCGCAAUCACAGUAACCGCCGGUUCAAUAAUUUGAAAUGAGCAAAGGACAAAGGACGGUUUGUUUAUCACGUGCAUUUGUCACAUCACCGCGGCGCGAAGUCGUGAUUUCAGUCGCGCGUGGCAUCUCAGAAAUAAUAUGCUAUGCAUGUACGGAAUAAUCUAUGAGAGAAAGAUAACCAUAUGUCGGAGUUAUUCAGAUCUGAGCUUAUAAUUGUUUCUUGAUGCAAUAUAUACGAGGUGAGAUUUUAGCUUGGAUAAUUUAUUUAUUGUGUAAUUUCAAGGGCUUAUUUUAGAUAAACCUCUGUUGACCGCGUGCAUCCGGUUCUCGGCCCGCGGGCUCGGCUGUUUGUGAAAAAUUCCCAUUAAAAUGAGAUUUUAAGAAGUUUCUUUUUAAAAAAACUUAUGGAAUGCCGUAACUGCAUUAAUUGAAUCACGGCUAAAAUCUACGAGGAGAUUUUCGCAGAGAGCUUGCAGGCAAUGAACAUUGAGGAACGGAUUGAUCUCUUAUCGGCACACUGUCACAGUCAGGUGUUGUCAGUCAAAGCUAAAAUCUAUUCCUAACUUUCUUCUCUUUUUUUAUUUAAUUUAGAUUUAAUUUUUCGCUCAGCUUCGAACUUUGUUGAGAAGAGAAUCCGGUCUACAAUAUGUGACAGCUUGUGUUGAGUCAUUUAUGAGUUCGUGAUACUAUAUGAAGGCUUAAAAAUUAACUUUGUACAAUUGUUACUUUUAUAGUCUGAGUAUCCCAAAGUACAUUACAAUAUCGCACCUCAGUAAUAAUAAGUAAUAAGUACUUUAAAGUAUUUAAAGUAAGGUCAGCAUUUGAUGUCUUUAAGCAGACUUAAAAUAGUUUAUGUAUAUCCGUUUUUAUAGUCAGAGUGUUGUGUGCCCAAACUACAAUUCAAAUAUACCUCAAAACAGUGUUUAAGUACCCUAUUUAAAAGUAUUUAAAGUGCGGUCAGUUCUUAAGGUUUUAAAACAUAUUUCAAAUAGUCUAUUUGAACUCUGUUUGUAACUUUUUGAGUGGAUGAGUCUCAAAAUACAUUUUAGAUACAACUCAAAACAGUGUUAAAGUACCCUAUUUAAAAGGAUUUAAAAUACGGUCAGCAUUUAGGCUCUUAAAACAUAUUUCAAAUAGUCUAUUUGAACUAUGUUUGUAACUUUGUGAGUGGAUGCGUCUCAAACUACAUUUUAGAUACAACUCAAAACAGUGUUAAAGUACCCUAUUUAAAAGUUUUUAAAUACAGUCAGCAUAAAAGCCGUUAAAACAGAUUUCAAAUAGUCUAUUUGAACUCUGUUUGUAACGGUGUUAGUGGUUCUAUGCCCAAAAUACAUUUUAAAUAUCCUAUUUUAAUCAUAUUUAUUAAACAAAAUACAUUGUAAAUUGAUGAGAGAGGUUUUCGUUUUCAUGAAAUACAAUUUAACUACACUCAAGAUAUAUUUCAAACAGGGGCGAAAAUUUAAAUUUCUUUGUCAAACAGGAUUAAAAUACAGUAAAAUAGUGUUCAAAUACUGAAAAUACAUUUUAAAUACUUUAAAAUCAGUUUCAAAAUACAUAUGGUUUGGUAAGGGUGUCGUGUUCAGUUCUGACACAAACAUUGCCUUAAAAGUUUAACCUAGUAAAAUGUGAGCUUUAUACCACUUUUUUACCAAGAGCUCUCCGAGAUGAUGCCGUAAAGGAGACCAGGCAAAUGGCAAGCCAUAAGAUUCACACACAAGAGCUUCUAGUUUUGAUAAAAUUAUUUUAUUUCGCAAUGACAAAGAAAUCAAAAGAUUUAGUAAAUUUGCACUGAAUUUGCUAAACUCUGCCAACGUACCUUUAACAAUUCAAUCCAAAGCGACGGAAUUAAUGUCAUCCAAAGGAAGUUGUAAAUACAGACAUACAUAGAUAUGUGUAAAAUGACACUGACAUGAAUGAAUGAGUCUCGUAAAUGAAUCUUUCACCCGCUCUCGACUUGACCUGUUUUGAGUAAUGGCGGAGGUCUCUUCAGUUGACAAGUAGGCCAUAUAUCCGUCGCUUAUUUUACUUCUGUUUUACAGAAUUGCAGUGAGCUGGCUUUCGUAUUCGGUUUCAGCGUGAAGUUUGGGCCAACAUAUUUGCCGCUUUUCUUCAGCCAUCCGCCCAGUUGUCGAGCUUCUGAGGCUUUGGCAUCCUACAAAAUCAUCUUGUUUCCUUGAAAAUAUACGCGUCCCUUUUGAUUGCAAACAGCAAAUCUGUACUAAACAUUAAAAGCAGAAGACGUUCCAUGUCAUUGUAUUUAAAAAGACGUCCAUAUAUUAGGUGGAAUCCGUGCUAAACACUCUGCAAGUUCACUGAAAGUCUUCGUUUGCAAUUUUUGUUUACCCUCCAACGCCUCGCUUUCAUGACUAGGCACCAGUUUUUUCCCGCGUGUCCGCCAUUUGUGAAUACGGUGUAUAAACUUUCUUAAACUUCAACCGUUAUUUAAUUACAUUUUGUCGCGAUGAUAUCAGACGAGUGUUCGCAUCAUUCGACAUGACAAGUUCCACUUAACCAAGAAAAGUUUUGUUCAAAGACGUAAUCCAAACAGAAAAGGGGACUAUAAAGAAUAGCUACCAGGAUCUUGGUAACAAGUUGUUGCUUGUGAUGGACUGUGUGUGACUGCGAGAUGCGGUUCGCAAGUCCAACCCACAAAAAAUGACCCUUGCUCGCCAACGAGUCCUCAGUAGCUCAGACGGUUAGAGCAUCCCAUCUAGAACACGGAGGGUCGUGGGUUCGAAUCCCAUCUGGGGCUCAGAUUUUUUCUGUGGCCUCUUAUGGUUGAUUCUUUACAUCUCCCUUUAUUCCCUUUAGAAUGAACAACAGAAGUUUAUUACGAAAAAAAAUACCUGGCAAAAUUUAUCAGUUACUCAGGGUCGGUAAGGUGGGGAGAGUUAAGUUGGGAUAGAGACUAUGAAAACUCAUUUAUGGGCAAUAUAAUGGUGCCCCUACAAAGCAAGGAAUGGGCUUGUUUAUUAUUAUUAGUUAUCAUUAUUAUCUAUAUCAUGCUUUGAGUUUAUCCCUGGCUUGAAUCUUCCAGCGUCAAAACCAGAAACUUUUAAUUUUAUAUUCAUAUUUCAAGAAAUUUUAUAUUAAUUUGUAGUCUUUAUAGGUUUCGCGAGGCCUGCGUCAGUUCUGAUCGCUGGGCCUGAGUGGAGGUUAUAAAAAUAAAGCUGUCUUUGCGGACCAAAGUCAAUAAUCGACUUGGACUGGACUUGAGGACCACUCAGUUUUCUGAGCAAAUAAGGAGAACUGUGCCUCAGUUGAAUUUUCCGCCAAAUUUCAAUGGUAACGUUAUUCGCGGAUCGUGGCCUGUUCCAGGCUCUACGAUAGUGGGGAAACGCGAAAGUGAAAGGCAAGCAAAAAGUCGGCCGUGCGGGGAAAAGUUUCUUCCAGUUUUAUUUUCGUGUUCGCGCUUUCUCGAUUCAGCGGACUCCACUCAGUCUCAAAUCCUGGAACAGGCUACAAUCUUGGAGAAAAUCAAAUGGAACAGCAAACCCCCAUCCCCCUCAAAUCAAGGAUGAAGCCGCGCGCCGGAUGAGGGCAAAAACGCGCCAUUUUCCCAUCCUUGAUUUGGGGGGGGGGGGGGGGGGGGUCUAGGUUUUCCAUUUAUUUUGUCCAAGAUUGUACGGCGGCGACUCGUGGCCUGCGAGCUUGACGCAGACAGCUUACUUGCAGGCAAACUACUUAUAAAAUUAAAUCUCGCCUAUAUCCUUUUGUUGCUCUUCAUGAACUUCCUCGCUUUUCUCUUUUAACUGAUUACAGUCGAACCUCUCCACAAGGGCCCGGACAAAAUAAAGAAGCCGUUGUGGAGAGUUGGUCGUUACUGGAGGUUUGACUGUAGUUCUCUUAUAGGGAGAACUCUGCACUCUACUAACUCUACAAACCAAACUUCAAACAGAUCAAAACCGCUAGGGAAAACUGAAAACGUUUUUGUAAGGCCGCACAAUAGUGAGAGUAGUACUCCUAGGGGAGUGGGCUAUCUUGCAGCGAAAAACUCGCGUGAGCUGUUAGCUUAAGCGUGACAAUCUUCUGAAUCUUGGACUUGGAUAUCAAACCCCCGUCACCCCGAAAUCAAGGAUGAACGCCAACACGUACCGAUUUUCUUAUCUUUGACUUGCGGGGGACGCGGGGUCUUUUAAUUUUCCAUUUGCACUCUAUCAAGAUACCAUGAAUUAAUUUAAUUCACUCGAGAGAGAACGAAAACUCCGAGAAAACUCUGAUCCACGUCACACCACGUACCGAUUGUGUGUCGAUCUUUUUUUUCCUUCUUUUAUCUUUUUCACCCAAUGCGGAGUCUGGUCCUAGGAAUUCAAAUCGUUUGAGAAAGAGGCUGUAAUCAUCACAAAGCAUCAGGAUCAUAAGUGCGGGGAGCACAAGUAUCCCAAACUCACUAAACCAGCGCAUGUUGAAAAUGAAUACCUCUUUCAAUGUUGCGUAAGGGACGGACUAUUAGAAAAUUUAUUGGGGGGGGGGGGGAGAAGUAAAAAAAAUAUUCGCGCAAGCAGGAGUGGCGCAAGGGAAAAUUAAAUGAAAAAAAUAAUAAUCAUGCACGCCAAUUAACCCUAAAAAAUAUUCAUGCUAUGGCCUAAAAGAAAAUUCAUACAAGGAAUUUGAUAACGAAAAAAAAUUCCUGCGGCUCGAAAAUUACCCCCCCCCCCACCCCCCAUAACUUUUCUGAUGGUCCGUCCCUAACGAAGCGAUUUACAGCGUUCAUACGGGAACGCUAUAAAUCGCUUCGUUACGCAACAUUGCCAGAUGUAUUAUUUUUUAACAAGCGCUUGCUUUGUGCGUUUGCCUGUGGGAGAGUUGACGACAAAAAUGACGUGAAAAAAAAUAGCCUGUUCCAAGCGUUCAGAUAGUGGAGAGCGGUGCGAAGUAAAGAAAGCGUCGAGCUCCUUUUUACUUCCCACCGCUCCCCCACUAUCUGAACGCCUGGAACAGGCUAGGAAAAAAAGACAAAUAAUAAUAAUUUCUAACAAGCAAAACAAACAGUGAAAGUACUGAUGAAAGUACUGUGGUACCUGUUACGUAAAAGAGAUUUGAUUGACAUCUCUCUUGACUGACGGCUAAAAUUUCCUAAUCAUUAAAAGUCACACAGGAAAUCAAUCCAUGAAUGGCGGAUGUACAUGUGCUGUGCUAAAAGUUGUCGUCAAUCCAUCAUUUGCAGCUUAUAAAUCGCCAAGUUAGAGAGUGGUUCCCUUCGUCGACUAGCGAGCAAAAUGCUAAGAGCAGGUCUGGUCCUUUUGAUGUUUGCGGUGUUCGGGAAAGGAAAGGGAUGCCGAACGCACACGAAAUGUGAUAACUGCAGUGAGGUAGAGCUUCGAUGCAGUGGACUGACCUCCUUUCCAACAUUAAAAGAUAUACCCAACAACACAAGAUAUCUGUGAGUACUAAUUUCAAUGAUUUAAACGCCGUUUUUUUUUGUUGCAAAUUUCAAGACACAAGACUAGAUUUUUAAGCAGAACGCGUGUAGUAAGCUUGUUAUUCUGGUCUGUGGAUGAAAUAUAAAUAUAGCAUGUAAGAGUGUGACCAUAGUCACAUGAAAUCCUCACUUAAGACACGCACGAUGUAGUUUUUUUUUCCUUUUCCUCACUGUCAAACCGUUUCACUUACUUGUAUUCCACACAGCUGCGCCGCCAAAAGUAUUCUCAAACGAAGUUUCAGUUUUAUAAAGCACAAAAGUGGAGAAAAAAAUGAAAGCUGCACACAUUCUCGUAUUGCAUUGACCUUCAUUCAUUCGUGGCGAAAACGGAGGGACUCACACAUCUCACAGUAUGACGUACAGAGUUAAACUCCAUUGUACAAAUACACCCCGUUAUUCAUUUCCAUAACAUUGAGUAAAACACAAUUGACAAAAAACCGCGAGUCCACGUUGUAGACUAAGAUGUUGUUCGAAUCACGUGGUGGAAUUUAUUUCCUCUGCGCAAGAGAGUCAAAAGUUUCUCUUAGAGUGUUUUGGUGUAAAAAAGAAUCAAUAAACUCCCGUCUGUCUUCAGAAGCUCUAACAGUAACAACACUGCAGAACCCAAAAUUCAAUGAAACGUCAAAUUAAGAUCAAUGAAAGUAGUGAAAAACAAACGGCGCGAGGAUUUCGUUCACAGGAUUAAAAGGUAGAAUUUUGCUGCAGUUCUCGAUUGGUUGUGGGGGGUGAUACUAAUCAAAACUUUAACUAUGGGCAGUUUCCACUGGACUAACUUCCGUAAGCAAACGGUUAAACAAUAUACUAUAAAAUCUCGCUCCUAGACUGGAAGAUAUAACUAUUCGCUUGUUUCGCUCCAAGGGUGAAAACGAUAUGUGUUUUAAGGCGCCCUCGUGGUAUUUCGCAAUCACCCUCAGGAAGAGUCACCGUGUUCACAAAGUACUUCCUUUUGAGGACGGAAAUCACUCACACGUAUGGCCCAGCCAGCCUUCUACACAUAAACCCGCCACAGGCGCAGACAUAGAAUACUAAACUAGUAAAUUAAGUCUAGUUCAUUAAGGCUCGACACGUAUGACACGAUGUUUUGGUAAUUUUCUUAUCUCUGGGUAAACAAUAAUCACGCAAGACGUGUCCAUGAAACAGCUAGACACAUCUUGAUAAAUUUAGAUGAAUAGACCUAUUCGGCUAACACAAUGUUGUACCCAAUUCAAACCCUUUGGGAAUAAAACGUUUUGUUUCAGGAAUUUCCAUAUCAUUUAAAUGUGAAUGCCGCAUUAUAAUGCAAAUCAAUACACAAAGAAUCUUAAUCCCAGGAGAUUUGAAUUGGGUACAACAUUCAGUUAGCCGAAUAGGUCUAUUACCCUACAAAACAACUUUUGUAAUAAAAUACAGACUUCCUUUAAGCUUCUUAGAACAGAGAUAAGGCUGAAACACGGUGUUAAUUGUAUAUGUCUUUUUUGCGGUUGGUGUUAAAGGUUAACACGGACUUAAUUUCAGUUAGAGAUAAGGUUUCCCAGGGUACCCUUAACCUUUUUUGAAAAUAUUUUUCAAUUUUUUUAUUGUUAUUAUUAUUUUUAUAUAUAUUUUUACUUAGGACAUUUAGAUACAGACGGCAAACUCAUAAUCGAUUAGCACCUGCAGAAAAUACUCUUGCCUCUGUGUGAGGUCUUUUUCAGGGAAGAUAAUUCAAUAAAAAGAGAAAAUAACAAAUGAUAUAACUUAUUUUUCUCCUUAAAAACAAGAAACCAUCUGCUCUACCACUUUCUAGACUAUAAGUGAAGACUGUUAUUUUUAUCUGAAAGGGCAUUCGGUUAAAAAAAUUCACUGAAGUUGUAUCAAACAACACAGAAAUGUCAGACUAAGGUAAAAAACAUAGAUUACGGCACUCUUUUUUUUCUUUCUAUAAGAAUAUAUUUUAUAAGGAUAUUGAGGCUCAAAUUUGCGAAAUUUUAAGAAUAUUUUAAGGAUAGACUGGAGGCUUAGGGUAUGAAAAGGGCUCAAUUUUCUGUUUGAAAAUAUGUCCAUACAGAACAAUUUUAGUUAACAGUAGUAUAGAAAAUUAUUCCUUUCACUAAACGGCAAAAACACUCUGGUACUUGAAACCUUAAUACAUUCUAAAACGGAAAUGCAAUAAGCUACGUUUUAUUAUUAAGAAUAAUUCAAGAAUAUUUUUAACCUAAAAUCGGCAGAAAAAUAAGAAUAUUCAGCCUGGGCAGGAAAAAACAACAAUCUUAUAUGAAAAGAGUGUAUAUUGAGCAAGUACCAGUCCUCAUCGAGGGCAUGUUAGUAGCGAAUAAGCACAGCCAGUAGUGGUCCUUGUCAAAGCAGCUGACGUCACGGUCUUCGCGAAACUGAAGCUCAUUCGAUUCUACAAGAAAUAGAUAAUAAAGAAUGACCCUCAAGGAAAGUUCCUUGAUUUGCUAUUCGUUCAUGUCACAGACGGAUGAUGGGGCCUAGUUUCUCCAGUCCUAGUAACUUUCUGGGCCAAGAUCAAAAUUUGAAUUCUCAUUUGUUGCCCCUAUUCAUCUCCCACAGAAGUAGUGGGGAGAAGUUGAUAAAAUAUCAAGCAAAUUUUAUCUUGUGUGAUCAUGUCCGUAAUUCUCAUGACCACUCUGUUUUACAAAGCAUUGAUAUUACAAGGAAAAAUUUGAUGCUAAUCACUCUUAGGGCUUAAAGGGCUAAAUGAAAAUCUUAAGAAUAAAAACUAUGAAGGCGGUUCCUGUCUCAUAAACGAGCCCAGUUUGUUGUGAUAACUGAUCACUUUUUAUCAUGUUAUUUGGAAAUUAUUUUAAAAAGCCUCGAUUUUGAAAUGUAAACACUCCAACAACAGCUUUCCAAGCCUGGUGAACGCCAAGAAAGGGACCCGCCUUUAAAGAUCUGGUUGGCAAGUGCGGCAGGUGUAUAAGUGUGUUAUUUUACUUAGUUUAAAUUUAUUUCAGUUUUCCUCCUGUUAAACACACAAAACUGAACUUAAAGCUGAUUUAUAACCUGCCUUUUAAUCACUCCUACUUCCGCUUGGAUACAACUGAAAUACAAAACGUGUGCGGAAAAACCUGCCAUAUCUUUAUGAGAGCGUUAAGCAUCAUUAUUGACACACAAAGGGAAUCCGGCCCUUAGUUAUUUAUCGCGCAGCAUGCUUUACAUCCGCUAUUAUUUUGCCUUCAGUUCAUUUUAAAAAUAAAGACAUUCAGCAGUAAAUUUAGAGGUAGCCUCAAGAAUUAAACACACUCAGACUCUCACGCAGAAUUGCUGAUAAUUCGUCCGUUUGUUUUUGUGUAUAUAUUUGCACGUUUAGGAGAGGCUAAAAAAAGCAUUUUAUUGUAAAGGAUACCGCAAAGGCAUAUUAACUUUGACUAGGUUUUAUAUUAAGUGCUAGGAUUAACCUUCAGACGCACUAAUAUCCUAUCGAAUAGCCUGACUGUUGCCACAAGUGGACUCCGUGAGAGCCGAAGGCGGGAGGACGUUCGCCGAGUGAGCGAAAGCGAGCGACGGAAACGGGCUUUGAGAAAGUCUACCUGAAAAGCAGGCGUCAAAAGGGAUAAGAAAGAGGGCUCCCUAUCUAGGAUUUUGUUGGGAAAAAUCUGAAUAUGGAUUUACGUUGAAUGAAUACAGUCUCUUGUCGACUAAAGAAAUUGACUAUUCAAGCAACACAUGGCAACCAUGACCAUCUAGGCCUAACCAAAACUUCGCGGGAAGACUUAAAAACAAAUUAACGUGUCAAUGAAAGGAACCGAUAUGACGCUGAUGACGAUUCCGAAUUUAUUGUUGUUCUUUUUUUUCCUUGUGGAGAGAAAAAGAGUUGGUUUCUCAAUUCGAGUAGAUCCAGAUUCAGAUAAAGAAACACAUUCUAAGGUUAAGAAAAACAAACGUAACAAAUGUUUCUCAUUUCAUCUUUUGUGGCCGCCUGUCUUUUUUUAUUAUUUCUUAUCGGAACAGUUAGAACGAACAAAAACCAACAGGCAUAUAUUUUCAACACCAAUUAUUCUACAAUCAUGCGUUACAGACAAUACUUUUGAUAAAACGAAGCUUUUAAUAAAUGCUGUGCUAAUAUCGACGUUUUGAAUGCACCGUGCUUAUUGCGAUAUAUCGUAUGACGCAUCAAGUUGUUUAAAACAUACACCUGACGUUUCAUUUACAGUGAAACCUGUAUUAAGCGGACACCCUCGGGGAAUGCUGUAGUGUCCGCUUAAUACAGGGUGUCCGCCUAAUACAGGUUUCGAUAGAUAACGUCAUAUGAGAUGUCAAAUGCCAUUCAAAUGAACAGUGGAAAUGUUAAGAAUUCUCCCAGAGACUUUGACGGUAUACGUUUACAUUAAUUUCUUUAUCAAAGUGGACCAAUUGGUCAUAGUACCAUAAACAUAGAUUGCAACUCAAAUUUGCAGAAAUCAUAUGAGUGAAACGAGCUCUAUACAAACAAAACGAAAUAGAAAACAAUACCGUACUGUGAAACUAAUCAAAAAAGUUCGUCAAGUCACGUUUUUUAAUGUAAAAAUCGAAAAAGUUUUGGGUGGCAAUUCGAGGUAAUCUUUCGCAUUUCCGGUGUCUGGCAUGUUGGAUAGUGGAAUUUGAUUACAAGUGCCCGUUUAAUACAGGUUGGUAACAAUAGAAAUGACUAUUUCAGGUACUUUUUAGGUGUCCGCGUCCGCGUAAUAGAGGUGUCCGCUUAAUAAAGGUUUCAUUUAAAGCAAAUAAGGGAAAUAAAUUUUGGGACUUCGGCUACUGUCCUCUUAAUAGAGGGUGUCCGCUUAAUACGGUGUCCGCUUAAUACAGGUUUCACUGUACUAUUAUCUGACCGAAGAACUCCAAAUUAUCCCUGGGGGAGGAAAAGAAUUUAACUCUUGGCAAUAAUAAAAAAACUGUGAAAAGUUUGAACCCAGGAGUUAUUUUCAGGACUAUAUACGUUCACCCGGACGAUCAUACUCAACCUACUUAAUUAUGAAGUAAUAAAAAAGCCGGAAUUAGCAAAUUUAAAGCGUUUUCCCGCUCUCUUUUCCUUUAUAGAAAACCGGACGAGAAACAUUUGUUGCUUUUGUCACUGUUUUUUUUUUUUUUUUUUUACACUUAGCAUUAUAGCUUUUUUCAUAGCUGCUAUUACUUUUUAACCUUCGUUCUUUUCUAUUCUAGGCAUAUAAUGCAGUCGUCGUUUUCUAAAAUCCCAGCUGGAGUACUUAGACAACGAAAGAAACUCGCAAUACUGUAUGUACUUCAUGUUUUUCGUUCCACUUCUUUUUCUAAGCUGUUGAGGACGAGAGCUGACAGAACUGGCUGAAACGUCUAGUUUCAUACUAAUGACCAAUAAUUUGUAUUCAAUUCUUAUUUUCAAGUGCGAUGGCAACGGGAGUUUAGUUUCACGAACCUUUCGUUAUGAUUUCUUUGUGAUUGAUCAAGUGCUAAUUCUUCCGUAGCGACAAUAAUACUAAAAGAGCAUUUUAAAAGCGAAUGUUAUAUGUAUUUAGCACAUAAGUACUAAUCAUUGAAGACACUCUUUUAAGUCUCCUUCAAGAGAGAGGACCACCAUCUCCAUCUGGUCAUCCGAGAUACACAAAGAUCAAGCUGUUUUCCGGGCGGGUCUGGGCGGGUCUGCGCGAUGCGGGGGCGGGGGGGGCGCGGGAUGAGGUAGUCGCUUACGAGAGUCGGGUCAUAGAAAGUUUCUGUUCGCGGUUUUCGUGCAGCUUUUCACGAUCCGCUCUCCCUAGUUGAUCUUGGUGCCUGGAACAGGCAGUGUUAGAGAGAUAGGGAGGGGUUGGGCAGCAAGAGGACUUCCUUCUGCCCUCAUCGCUUUUGUUUUUCCUCUGCUCUCUAUUUCGCGCCACUCUCCACCAUUUUAACGCCUGGAAAAAACAGGCCACAGAUCAGCACGCUAUCCGAUAAGCUCAUGGUAUACCCUUCCUUAAGAUUUGACAGACUAAAUAUUGAUUUAAUGUCUCGUAGAAUUCUUAGCAAUAAUGACAUAAAAGAGGUUGAAGAUGGUGCAUUUGAUGGCCUCGAGAACCUUUUUGAAAUGUAAGUAUUUUACUUCGUUUAAUUUAAUAAACUCUAUUCGCCCGCUUCAAAUUACAAACAUCCACACAAAAGAAAUACUUAAGAAUUUCCUUUGAAAUUUCAGUGCAGUUCCUAGGCCAUAAGCCGGGGUAAACCUUUGUAGAUGUAUGUGGUGUAAUCUAUUAUUAUUAUUUGUUGUGUGUGAUCUAAAGCUAUUUUUAUGCCUUAAUUCUUUUAAAGAAAUUUGGAUCACAACAGACUAGAAAAAUUCCCUGUUUUCAAGACCAAGUCCCACUUAAAACGAUUGUAAGUAUGUUUGCCGGUACAAGUUAUUAAACACAAAGUCUUAGAAUAAAGUUUUGUGUUUUUCAUUCAUCCAUCCAUCCAUCCAUCCAUCCAUCCAUCCAUCCAUCCAUCCAUCCAUCCAUCCAUCCAUCCAUCCAUCCAUCCAUCCAUCCAUCCAUCCAUCCAUCCAUCCAUCCAUCCAUCCAUCCAUCCAUCCAUCCAUCCAUCCAUCCAUCCAUCCAUCCAUCCAUCCAUCCAUCCAUCCAUCCAUCCAUCCAUCCAUCCAUCCAUCCAUCCAUCCAUCCAUCCAUUAAUUAAUAAUUAACUCAUCGAAAUUAAAGAAUUAUACUGCAUGACAAAACAGGAAGAGGGUAAAUUACGAUCAAAGUUUACUCGAUGACCGCCUCAUGGAUUUGAGCUUUCCAGGUCAGCGGACCACCACAGCUACUUCGUGUAUCCCUCACGAUAGUGUAUACAUGCCAGGACCACGUGCUGGAAAGUCUGAUACUUGACUCCAAUUAUUCCAAAAUGACUCCUAAAUUUGUGAAGUAGGAGUCACACUGACUCCACUCAUCAAUAAAAUUUGCAAACCCUGGUACUACACUUAAUUCCUCUUAGUUAAAGGUGAGCACAUCGAGUGACAGUAUAAAAGUCAGUUAGCUGUGCAUGUGUUUUAAUAAACCAAAUAUUGAGAUCCGUUCGGGGACCACAGAGAACUCAAAGAACUCUUAUACUACAGCAGACAGAUCUAUUUCAACUGGCGUAAUUCCUCUAAGUUAAGGACUUGACUUAUUUAGCUGCCAAAUCAAAUCGAGUGACUGUAAAAUUCAGUCACUUUUUUUUAUUUAUCUGACCUGAAAAGUAGAGCUAGAGAGUCUGAUGGUGGGAGGUGCAUCUAAAGUCGUUUGUUUUUACCGAAGUUUCGAGUUCCGAAGUUGCCAGGAAGACCUUUGAAAAAUUUCAAUUUCUGCAAAUUAACAUGGCGAUAAUCAAAGUUGAGGCAGAGUUUUCAGAGGAGUCAAACAAUGUUUCUAACCAAAGGCUAUGUCUGAUAAUCCUUUGAGGCUGGGAAAAAAAACUCAGUAGGAUCGUGGACUACAUUAAUUAAGGCCCAGGCCAAACGUCGAACUUUUCAUGAGACGAACCAAACGCGGUGAGUUAAGUUCAUGAAAAGUUCAAAGUCAGGCGCAGUUACGUUCGACUGAAUGAGUUUGGAUCGUUCAACAAGUUCUAUCCGUCUGCGCAUGCUUAAACCGGUAGAAUGUCUGAAGAUCAUCUCCGGGACAAUUGUCGAGGUUCACACGCGCAAACUAUAGACUAAUAAAUUAACUCGAAAUACAUUAUCGCAAAAAUCUGAAUAGCUCGUUCAGGAGAAAAUUUAUUAACAUUGUGUUUUAGUCUGACUCAGUAGAUUGGUUCGACGAGUCCUAAGUUGUACGUCUGACCCAACUGACGAUCUUAAUUUGUCAAUUUAGGUCGACCCAAAUUAGACUGAGUUGAAAGGUUCGACGUUUGGCCUGGGCCUAAGCUCUCGCUAACUUUUUCUAAUCUUCUUAUUAAUUUCAGAUACUUAAACAACAACAAUAUCAAAACACUGCCGAGAAAGUCACUGAAAAAUCUACCGGAGCUGAUGAACUUGUAAGUAGUUGUGUGAGAGAGUAUUAUUGGGCGCGAUCUAUUCAACCAAAAUUCAGACCGGUCCGACUGGGAAAAGUGGACCACCUCAAAAGGUGAACCAGUUUCUGCAAUGAGUUUUGGACCGAAAUUUCCGGAAAGUUUUGGGUCGAAUGGAUCGCGCCCAUUAUCUUUUUUCAGACCAAAGAAAACACAGACUGCCAAACCACGUUGUUUUAAGGGCAGUAAAAGCCACAACCUCUGGCAGCCAUGGCAUAGCCUUAAGCUAGGCUCCUUAACAACCAACGGCCGUGUUGAGGCACCCCUCAUGCUGUGCUCAUGAGCACGCCUUGUGAGGGCGAAACAGCUGUCUAUGGCUGCCACUAUCAGGGUGAUGACAGUGGGCAUCCGUAAGAUACAGCCACACCGCGGAGUUUGUAAAAAAUGCACUUUAUUUAAGAGGCUGUCCGCGUAAGAACCGAUAAGGCAAAUUUCGGUCUAUCACGGAUUGCCCUGAUUUUUUCAGCGGAAGAUGACUAUCCUAUCCCAUGAAGAAAUAUCACAUUUAUUUGGACCAACUCAAUUUUUUCUCUAUUUUACAGGAAGAUUUUCUCGGUCACCUAAAACUAGUCGGUUUGCCGUCGGAAGUAGUUCGAUUUUGGUGAAACUUUAGGGCUCUGUCAAACCUACCUUACAUAGCCGAAUAAUCUGAUUAUUUUACACACAAAAGUCUUAACUCUCAUUAAUAGUUUCAAUGUUUAAUGGUUGCAUUCUGUGGAAAGUUGGCUGAGAUAUGAUUUUUUGAAAAUGACCUUUAAUUUGCUCAGCAGGAAAAGUAAUUUGCAUAACUAGAGCUGAACGGCAAUUUCGCAAAAGUGGCACCUGACCCAGACUCAGGUCUAUGAUAAAUCAGAAGUACUAAGACCAGUCUACUUCUUAACGCAAUAAAAUUUAUGGGCACUCUUCUUUGCGUGCCGUGCAAAGUUCCGUUAAUGUUCCAAAAUUCGCCAUUUUGACAGCAAAGCUGGAAUUGUAACGGGUCCGCAUCUGAUCGACUAAUUUCCACAGCUUUAACGUUUCCAGUGAUCACUAAAUAUCAUUAGACCCUUUAAAUGUUGGACGUUUGAAAACAUGUGGAGAAAACUUAGUAAUCGCUUUUCCUUGGGUCUUUUUCUUGUCGACGAUGAACGUGACUUCGUUCUCGGUAUGCAAAUUAACAUUAGAUGGGUUGUUUCAACAAAUUGACAGGAAAUAUAAUCGUUACAUUCACAUUUCUAAGGAGAAAAAUAAUUCUCCUUUCCACAGAAAAACACAAACCAUGACUUAGAAUCCCCUUAAGGUCUGUUUUUUUUUUUUAACGAGGAAGAAGGAGCUGAAUAAUAUAUCAUGAUAGAUGUUUGCGGCUUAAAAUAAUUCAAUUACUGAGGCCUGUCACGCAUUCCUGAAGAGGGGUGGUCGAUUAGAAAACAAUAGCGUUGUGUCGAUCAAUUCGAUAAUAUUAUCAUCUUUUUCUUAAAUGAUAGUUAUUGAUAAUAAUAAAAAAUAAGAGUUCACUUGCAAGGUAAUUCCUCCUGUCAGCACACGAAAAUGUUUGGGGACUCUUUUUUGCCUCCCUUUAUAAAAAAUAGCGUUAACGUCGAAAGCUUUAUUAUGAUAUUUGCUUAUCGGGAGAAGGCAGAUCUUUGUACAUGGCACUAUGAUAAAAAAAAAAAAAUGCCCCACACUUUUUCUAUCUUAAAUUAGCGGUAAAUUUCAGUUUCAUUCAAAGAUCUUUAAAGCGUUUAUCGGUAGCUUAUCGGUAGCAGAAUGAAAAGGGAAAAAUAGUUCCUUUUUUCAGUGAAUAAACGCAAAAGGGAGUAUCUUUUCAGUUUUUGUUAGGGUAUAACAUCCGAAUUCCAACGAUGAUCUUGUUUUGGUUUCAAUCUGAUUGAAUUAUAAUGCAACAGGUGCCAGUUUCAAACUAAAUAUAAUUAUGUCACUGAAAUCGCCGAAGAGAUCAAUUGUGAAAAAUGGCUUUCUCGGCUAUUUCAUCAAGCAGUUCUUCCGCGAGAUCGUAGACAGAGUGAGGUCCCAGAAGGCGUGUGGAAGAAAAUGUGUUAGUCACAGAGUGCAUGGAUGAUAUUACCUCACACUUAGCCAGCUCUCACUUGUCUAAGUGUAGCAAGUGUAGCAAAGACAAUGAAAAUGAACUCAUUUUAGCGAGAGUACGUAUUCGAGGCUUGGUGGGUAUUCGGAACUGAAAUGACAAUCUGCCCAAGGCACAGACACUAAAUAGCCUGUGUACAGACCCCCUCCUCUCAGGAAAAAUCGGAGAAGGGGCCGCUUCUCCCAAGGGGGGGAGGGUAGUGUGUACAAAGGCGAACACUAAAAUGACAAUCUGCUUUAGGCACAGGUUUUUGCGAGCGCCAAGGUCUUGCUAGGCUCGAUUGUAAGCCGCUGUUUUGGAAAAAGAGCCCCCAACGGAAGGGGAGAGGGCGGAAAUCGAGCCUAAGGUCUUGUCAAUACCCCGGUCACACUCUGGAUGAUACUGGCAAAAUAACUUCUGUGGCAGGAAGACACGUCGUAAAUUUCCAGAUACCCAGCGAAAUAAGUCAAAGUUUUGUUCCAUCAUUCUUUUUUCUUCUUCAUGCAAACAAUUGUCUUAACGUACAGAGAUAUUUUAAUUUCUCUAUUUAACAUUUUAUCUUGCGAUGUUUUCUGAAGUUCGUUUCCAGUUUAUUUGAGCUUGCAAAGAUAGUUUUUGUUAUUUCUAUUUUUUUGACAGCCGUGUAUCUUGCCCUAAUCAAUUCUUGCCUUUAAAAUACUAUACAUACCGGUUAAUCCGUGUGUUGUGAAAGAUUGUUUUCUGAUGAUUGUUUGAAGAGCAUUAUAAUAUUAUAAAUGGGGAAAAAAGAACUUUCUACACGGAGUCAGGAUUCAACCUCGUCCCCAGGGCUUUCCCGCCCCUGUCAUUUUCUGAGAAGAAUGUCCUGGGGACGAGGCUAGGAGUGAUUGUGGUCGAGGUGUCGUUCACGUGUAUGAAAAGUAUUUCAUUCUUGCAAUAAAAAUAACUUUUUUGAACUUAAACAGUGUUUAAAACAUGUCUCUGGGUUUUGUAAAAAUUAGUGAUUCUUAAAAGUACCUUAGUGUUCAGUUCAACUUUAUAUAGCCGAUUUGCUCCUCCUGUCGCAAGAAACUUGAAAAAACUUGACGCCGAAGGGUCGAGAAGAGCACGAUUGAACAGUCUGCAACCAUGUCCACACAUUUGCCGCAGAGGUUUAUUGGACAAGAUUUCUCUGUUUUUCUUGUUUGACUGAACGUUUUCAUUAAGUCUUCAAAAAUGCCUCCAGAUUGCUGUUUUUUUUUUGUUGUUGUUUUUUUUGUAUUUAUACGCUCUUGAACAAUGUGCUUCAUCUCACCUCUCCAUUUUUAACCUACUUUACCAUCCACCCUCUCUCCCCACUGUUCCACCUCUACUUUAAUAAGCAUUUGUAUGUAAGGGGGUGAAAUUUCUCCCGUGUAUAUUAAUUUCUGAAAAAAUAGGUCCUUCUACUUUUUCCUUAAAUUCUUAAACUUAGUUCUUUUUUCUUUAAGAACCACCAAAGAUGCUGCUAAGGCUGCAAUAAGCGCACUCGCCCUUUUAUAUACUUCAUCAGGAGCCGAUUACUUGGAGCCUCCAUCUCCCAUAUAAGCCCUUGGAGUCAACCCUUUCCGACGAAAAAUUAUUUAUAGAAAUAGCUUUCGCGGAAUAUUUUUCACGCCUUCUCAGUAAUAUCCAAUCAGAGCAGAGCUAUGAUCAUACGUCACACGCUGAGUCACAGAAGCGGGAUUUGAAUUGCUGCCAACAAUGGCGGUUGUCAGCGUGGAAGAGUUAUCUGAUGAUAGUUCUGAUCUUGUAUCGGGUUAAAAAUAUAUACCCGCUUAAAGCCUAAUAACAAAAAGAAAAAGGUGAUACACUCAUGCAACGUCUUCAAGUUUACUUGUAAUCUUGAAAGUUGGCUGCAUAUCAUAAGUUCUAUCACGAACAACCCAGUCCCGGUCCUCGACAGCGGGUAAAUAAAUAUUGAAAAAUCAGGCUCUUAAGUUACUUUACUUUACUGGUUAACUCACUUGUGCAAUGCUUUGGAGCUUUUUACUAAUUCCACAAAGGACCACACUGCAUCAUCCCACAGUUAAUUUGAAGUAAAAAGUAUGUUGUUCCAACUGUGUUACAGAUCGAACACGGACUGCAUCUUUCGCUUGCUCGGCGGAUGUAAUUGUGCGAGAUCUGAGGUCGCGAAUUAUGAACGGACUUUUAUAAGCCAAAAUAAUGUGGCUGUGGAUGAAAAUGGCUUUUGAUAACAUACAAUCUCAACGGAAAAUAUUUCAAGUGAACAUAUCAAACAAAACAAACGAGAUGUUCAACAGGAAUGAAAUCGAAUUAAAAGCGAAAUUAACUGUUGUGUACCUAACAUACUGAGGGUUUCAUUCACACAAUACAACAACUGUCGAUACAGAAUUUACUGAGCUUGGUAUUUUUCUCUUGCUACUAAGAAACUAAGUGACAUGUAAACAAGGAAAAUAACAGGCAGUCAUAAAAUUAAAAAAGGAGCGAGCCCAUGGGGCUAGUCACUUCAAAAGAUUUUAAUUUUGAAUGAAAGAAAGGUUCUCAAAGGUUUCACAGCGGAAGUUAUAUGUUUCGGCAUGUCACGUCCUCCUGUAUAUUUCUUUUGCGGUUAUUUGAGGUCUACAAGUAUAUGCUGCGGCCAUGAAAUCUUGUAGCAUCUUGAGAAAUAGUGUGAUUGCCAAACAGUGUAUAAUUUCUUCCUGAGUUUGAUAAUUCUGCACUCAAAGGGUUUUUGUAGCUUUCAUGACUUGUGGCAACUAAAUAAUAACUUAUAUAGCACCAUCAAAAUGAAUAAAAAUCCGGGCAACAUAAACCGAUACCUUUCUUCACUUCGUCGUUUUGCUUCUUUAAAUGAAAUCCUUCAAAAUCAUGAGAAAACAUCUUGAUUUUCGCUGUCCCGGGUUGCGGUAGAUAAGACACAGAAGACACGACAGUUUCUACUUACAAAGGCCGCGGAAGGCGCAAAAUUGCCUCCAAUUUGCCGGUUCCAUACAGAGCUUACCGUAAUCGCUCCACUUCCCUUUUAAAAAGUCUGGCUCUCCAACAAAGAGUUUCACUUUUUAAUUCUUUGAAAAGCUCCUUUUAAAUAAGGGCGAUGGAGUACAACAUUACGAGCAAAAUUUAAACAUCCGAACAGUGCUACAACAGCAAACACGACCUCGUGCGUUGCAACAAAAUAUAGCAAUAUUUUUACAGAUUACAUAUUAUUUAUAUUAACUUGAAACCAGCUUUCCUCGGUUGUAAGGGAAGGAAUGGAGGCAGGAGCUACGGUGAUGGAACAAGGAGUAACCUUGUUGGCCAAUUUCCCUCUUUCGUCGCCAUUUUUUUCUCACAACAGAAAUAUGCGGACGUCCUCGAAAACAAUUAAUUAAAAUCAAUUUCGCGGGAAAGCCUGUUCUAAAAAUAAUUCUUUAUCGGAAAGGGUUGACUCAAGGGUGCAGCACGUAUGGAGGCUCCAAGUAAUCGGCUCCUGACUUCAUCUAGUGAAAUGCCCGCCCUUUCAUAUACCUGAAGCCUGAAAAAGAUACUCCUUUCGGGCGGAACCUCCCCGUAUAGGCCAUCAUAGGGAGUUCCCCCCACUCCCGUUCCAAUUCCGUGCUCACCUAUUGCCAGCCCAUGUUGGACUCUAGGCCCGUUUGAGUCAACACGUAAACAUAAUCCUAAGUGUAUACAAGUUGAACUUGACCAUAGAGAUCUGUUGCAAGAAGACGAGGAGUUCGAAAGGCAAAAGCUUGUUGCAGAAAUCGCUGAAGAAUUGAGACCACAACACCCUCAACCAGAAGCUUUCAACCUAUGUGUAUGUCAAAGGAAGAACAACCUAGUCAGUUCAACGUGGUAAUGCUAAAAAAAUCUUGUGUCACUUUAAAAUACCAUUCAAAUCCAGGGAAAGAAAAGGAGACCUAGUUGACAAACUUUCGUCUUUCAUACAAGAUUGCACGUGCUUUUCUCCAACAGCGCAGGAGUGAACAUAUGGAUCCUUAAUUUAGUGUGAUUAACAGCCGGCAAAACUUUUGGGAUUUAACAGGAGAAGGACCGUAAAAAAUAACUAUGCCUUUUUCUGCAUGCCAUUCCUCAUUUUUACUGGAAUGUUGUUAAUUGGCGAUAAACACAAUGCUCUGUUAAUACCACCCUAACGUUUGUAUAGCCUAUGGUUAGCAAGGGAUCUAGGAAAUGAAAGUACUUUGCAGGUGUGGUCCUAUGGUGUCGCACGGUAUUUCUGAAGUUGUUUGCGAGCUAUUUCCAAAAUAUUAAUUUUUGAUUCUGUAAUUGAAAAUAUUGUGCUAGUGCUCGUGAAUAAGAGUGGCCGUGUCCAAGUGGCUACUUUGUAGCUAAUUGUCGUGUAUUACACCAUGGGCUGUCAUAUUAAACCCUAUCCUCACAGUGGCUCCCGGGGAUACUGACUCAGUUAAAACGGUCGUAGAAUGAAUAAAUACAACAGCAGGGUAUUUCCCACCCAGUAAAGAAUCGGAAUUAACAGUGAUUAAAUUGUAUGAUUAUCAAUAACUAUCACUUCAAAAAAAAUAUAAUCAGAUAAAAGAACUGAUCGAUACACAGCCACUCUCGGGGAAUGCGUGACGGGCCAAAGUAAUUAAAUUAUUUUAAUUCGCGUAAACAUAUCUUCUUCUACUACUUCUUCCUCGUGAAACAGACCUAAGGGGAUUCUAAGUCAUAUAUCGUUCGUGUUUUUUCGUGGAAAGUUCUAAGAGAUAUUUUCCCUUAAAAAUGUGAAAUAUAAGCAGAUAUGUUUCCUGACAAUUCAAUUAAUUGAAACGACGCAUCUAAGGCUAAUUUGCAUACGGAGAAUGAAGUCGUGUUCUGAUCGUCGACCAGGAAAAAAACCAAGAAAAAGCGAUUAUCAAGUUUUCUCCUCGUGUUUUCAAACGUCCAACAUUUAAAGGGUCUAAUGACAUUUGGUGAUAACUAGAAACGUUAAAACUGUGGAAAUUAGUCGAUCAAAUGCGGACCGUUACAGUUCCAGCUUUGCUGUCAAAAUGGCGAAUUUGUAACAUUAACGGAACUUUGUACAGCGCGCAGAGAAGAGUGCCCACAAAUUUUAUUGCAUUAAGAAGUAGACUGGUCUUAGUACUUCUGAUUUAUCAGAGACUUGAGUCUGGGUCAGGUGCCACUUUCGCGAAAUUACCGUUCAGCUCUAGUUAUGCAAAUUACUUUUCCUGCUGAGCAAAUUAACGGUCAUUUAAAAAAAAUCAUAUCUCAGCCAAAUUUCCACAGAAUGCAACCAUUAAACUUUGACACUGUUAAUGAGAGUUAAAACUUUUGUGUGUAAAAUAAUCAGAUUAUUCGGCUAUGUAAGGUAGGUUUGACAGAGCCCUAAAGUUUCACCAAAAUCGCACCACUUCUGAAGGCAAACGGGCCAGUUUUAGGUGACCGAGAAAAUCUUCCUGUAAUAUAGAGAAAAAAUUGAGUUGGUCCAAAUAAAUGUGAUAUUUCUUCAUGGGAUAGGAUAGUUAUCUUCCACUGAAAAAAUCAGGGCAAUCCGUGAUAGACCGAAAUUUGCCUUAUCGGUUCUUACGCGGACAGCCUCUUAAGUGUUUAUAUAUUUAGCUCGAAACUAAUUGAGGGCGCUAUUUUACAUCCCCUACUAGAGACGACGGGAUAGCCGCAACACGUGGUCAUCCCGUGUCAUACGAAAUUCUAGCCAUUUUACAGGGCAAAGUAGCCUGAGAAAACAGCGGAGUCCAACAAUGGUUUCGACGAAAUGACGUCUGAGACACUACCCAGAUCUGGGUAGUGCUUCUGAUUGGUUGAAGCAAAUUUCCAACCAGGCAGCAUCACCACGCAGAUCUGGGUAGAGACGCGUCGUCAGUAUUGAAUUUCUGCUCUGGUUUCUCAGAAGUCAUUUCGCGGGGAAACCAGUGAUGGCGUUCUGAAGUGCCGGCUGUUUUCACAGCCUACAGGGCAAAGGUAAUACCUUCGUUUCUCAGUUAUUUUGAAGACCUUAAGUACUGCUGCGGCCCUGGGGAUGGAACCCGCGACCAUCCGCUCAAACUACAAGCGCUUUACCGCGGACUGAGCUAGUCCUGCCACGGUACUGGGUAGCGUAUACUUCUUAUAGCUUUGGUAUUGUAUCUCUUACAGUCUGUCUGACAGGGUCGAAAUAAGUAAUGCCAAUGAAUGACUAUAAGUUAAUCGAAGCAACAAUACUACUUACUGGUCAUAAAAAAAAACAACAACAACAACCUCUGACUCUUUUCACUCUAUAGGAAAUUAGAUAACACAGAGAUCACGGAAAUACCAGCCUAUAUGUUUAGCAAUAACAAGAAGCUAUUAUCUUUGUAAGUACUCAGCAUUUUGUUUCUUCUUUUUCUUCUUCUUGUAACAAGAGAAAAUAAUGAACAGAGACAGAUUCUUAGGUGUUGGCCGGGAUAUGAGAAUUUCACUUAAGUUAUUAUUAGAGGUUGUAAUAAAAGGGAAGUAUUAUUCCUGGGACGUCCGCUCAUUUUAAUCCAUUGCUUGAAACGUCAUCAAGUCCAGCGUGACUGCUUAAAACCAAACAAUGCAGUCCUGAAUAUUGUAAUGGUGACACACCUAUAUUCUCUCUAGACAGAACUGAAUAAAAGUUUGUGGACCUCUCCAGCUCCGAAAACUAACUUCUGAUUAAUUUUAAACGUUUAGUUGGUCUAAAAAUAACUUUGGGGAAAGGAAAAAAAAGAUGCACUUUAUUGUGUCAAUGUAUUUAGCACGAAAGUACUAAUUAGGGACACUAUAUUAACGUCUGCUAUCCGAGACGGGACCGCCAUUUUACGUUUACGUGGUCAUCCGAGCCACGCGAAGGUCUAGCUAUUUGCCGGGCAAAGGGAGUACCUUCACUUCUCAGUCAGAAUCGAACCCGCGACCUCCCGCUCUACAGUCAAGAGCUCUACCGACUUAGCUAAUCCUGUCGCGGAAUAAGUCACAUAUCGUAAGGGCUAGACCGGGAGUUUCCCUCUAUCCCAUUUCUCUCUCUUGCUUGUAAUUAGCACUAGCCUCUUACUGUUAUUUACACUGUAACCUAUGUGGUGAGCAUGAGAUAGAUCUAGCGUCACACGGAACCACCUUAAAUAACCGUUCGAAAAUUCAGACCCCUAGCCGUGCAAAGAUUCUUGUGAACAGAGCAAAAAUACUGAACGAAGUGUCCUGUCAAAUUUUUCCACCCGGUCGAAAAUUCGUCCGGUGCCGUGUUAACGCGUAACCUAUGUAAUUAUCACAUUGAAGUCAGCUUUUUAUUAAUUUUAUUAACUGAGAUAUACCCUAAACUAAUAAAUCACUCUUUAAGAGUAUUACCGACGACCUUUCAUAAAAAUUCUAAUUGGUGAAGUUUGCUUGUUUAGGAGUCUCCAGUAUUCUUCGCUCUCGAAAAUCGACGAAAACGCAUUCACGGAUUCAAACUUGCAAACACUGUAAGUAUAUGAAUACUUUAAACAUAAAAACACAGCUGAGAAUUUGAAAGGCAAGGGUCAUUAGACGUCAUUUAUAAAUGCAGCACAUUGGAGCUCUUUUCUGGGCAGGCUGUGUCAACCCUUGAUACUGUCGUUCUAUUUGCCACAGACCAAUAUUGGUUUUCAAGGCUGAAGUAGAUCAUAGCUGGCAGCGUACUUUGGCGCCUUUAAGAAAGAAGUGUUUCCAUGGUCACAAAAUGGGGCGUAAACAAAUGUGUAAUUAAAGCAGCGCAGUUUUAAUGUUGUACCCAGAUCUUUCUAGGUCAGUUGAGAGACAGGUAUGAAAGUGGGAUCUAAGCACGAAAUAAAUAACAAAACUAAUAACAACGACGACGACGAAGACAAAACCUCAGGGGCGGAUCCAGGGGGAGGGUGCAGGGGGUGCGCACCCCCCCCCUGGGAUGACCUGCGGCCGCUUUCUACUUAACACUGUGCAGUCGCUUGACAGACAUACAAAAUCUGCUCUAUCGUUUGAUAUGUAUUCUCAGCAGUUCACAUUAUGUUAUUUCCUAGUCAAAAGCCCUCUUCUUCAUAUUCGCUUUUAAAAUUUUUUACGUCAUCAGUCAGUUAGUGGUGCACCCCCUCCUAAGAAAAAUCCUGGAUCCGCCCCUGAACCUAGUGAUGAAGUUUACAAGAGCACGUCUGGAAAAGAUUAAUUUUGCGGCAUUUAAGGCUGACCAUUUUGCAAGAUCUUUUAAUCCUAUUAUAUCUCCCUCUCUUUCGCCAGAAUCUUAAAGGGAACAAAGAUCACCUCGUUGUCUGCUACUGGGCUUGAUAAUUUGAGAGUUCUUAACCUGGAAGAAAUUGAGAACUUUUGGUCCAUACCAUCAGGACUGAAAAGCAUCCGUGAAGUGUACGUCAACGAGUAUAACUCAUUUUUAUGCUGUUCCUUUUUUCUGGGGACAUACCAACGUGACAUCGGAAGGCAGGUAAAGGGUGUAGCGAGUUUAAGUUCAACUGAUAGUCCGUCGACAAUUCCAAGCACAUCUUCUACUGCAAAUAUUCACACCUCAAGUCCAAAUGGCAAUAAAACAACCCCCUCAAAGAGAACCACAACUAAAUCACCAUGGGAAUUGGGUAAGAGAAGGCGCCGAGAUUUCCGGGGAUUUGUUACAGAUGCACCAACAGUGAAUGGCAGCUCUGGUGGAGUUAAUGCCAACUCUACUGCAAACUCUACAUCACCUCCAAAGUUAACUACUCCCACAUCUAAUGGUGGAUUCAUUCCAGGUGGCGGCGGCUUUUUACCCGGUCCGAAGACUCCCUCGGGGAUCACCACCUCAGGGUCCAAUGGUGAAUCUUUCCCGGGGGGUGGAUUUGCAACUGGAAAAGUUAACCUUCCACGUACCAUCACCCACGAAAAUACACCAAACACAAGUGCCCCUAUAGUUACUGCACCACCCCCAGGUGAUGUCAUUUGUUUACCAAAAAGAGACGCUUACCAUCCCUGUGAAGAUAUUAUGGGCGCAAAAUGGCUAACUGCAGUUUCACUAAUUGUAGGAACCGUUGCUCUUGUGGCAAAUCUAGUUGUAGUUAUUGUCAUGUUGACAAGCGAUCGUCGGCUAAACGUACACCGCUUCCUGAUGAGUAAUCUGGCGUUUGCAGACUUCUGUCUUGGUUUGUAUAUAUUCAUACUGGUUUGCGUAUCUUUGGACACUUCCGGAGAAUUCUACAACCAUGUCAAAGCUUGGCAGUACGGUGCAGGAUGUAAAAUCACGGGUUUCCUUGCUGUGUUUUCUACAGAGCUGUCCGUUUAUACACUAACAGUCAUUACAGUGGAAAGAUUUUUUGCCAUAGUUUACGCUAUGGAGGUCAACUACCGGCUCUCGCUACGUAAAGCCGUGAAAAUUAUGAUCUCUGGCUGGUUGUUCGCCUUCCUCAUGGCUAUCAUCCCCCUUGCCGGGGUCAACAGUUACCAAAGUGUCGCUAUUUGCUUACCGUUCAACUCCGACACCAAGAGUGCCCUGGCGUUCGUAGGCAUCGCCUUAGUGCUAAAUCUUGGGGCAUUUUUGGUUAUCGGGGGCUUGUACACCAAAAUGUUUCAAGUUGUUGUGGGUCCUGGUCCUGUUGAUGGGGGCCCUCAAAGAAACGACGCAAAAGUUGCUAAACGAAUGGCAUUGCUGGUGUUCACUGAUUUUAUCUGCUGGACACCUAUCGCUUUCUUUGGCCUUGUGGCUGCUCUUGGGACGCCACUUAUCGGGGUAAAGGAAUCCAAGUUUCUGCUGGUGUUUUUCUUUCCACUGAACAGCCUCUGCAAUCCUUUUCUUUACGCGUUCUUCACUAGAGCGUUCAAACGCGAAUUCUUCUCGCUUCUUAGUCGAUUCGGGUUCUGCAAGACACGAGCACUGCGUUACAAGGGCACACUGUCGUCCCUGAUCUACUCUCGGUCACGUACGAAGCGAUCUACGAUAGCCGAAGAUGACACGAGGUCAAAACGGAUUUCGCAAAUUUCCGCUACCUCUGCAAACACAGAUUUGCGACCUUCGACAAACGAGUCCCCGAAAGGCGAAGUCUGUGAGAACGGAAAUUGUCUUGGUACAGUACAUGAGUGUAUUCCUAUGAAGGGUGUGGGUAAUCCGGGGUUUGGUGAUGAUUCACCUGUAAGUCCCGCAUCUGAUAACGUGUUUUUCGACCCAGCAACCAAGGCAGAGUCUACAUCUCCAAAUGCUUCAAUAAAGGGAUUAUGUGAACAAACCGACGCCGAAGAUAAAACCGAUAAGGGUGACUCACAGCCGAUUACACGGGCUGAAAGUUUCGGCAGUUUUCAUGCAGUCGAGGGAAAGCUUGGUGAGAAACGGUCUAAAAAACAAUCUGUAUCUUUUCGAGACCAGCCCUAUCAUACAGGAAACAAUUGAGACGGCAUAAUAUUCCAAGACUGGCAAAAUAUAACAAGUUAUAGCCUUCCUCCAGACCAUGACCUUACAAAGCCCAUUUUUGAUCCUUCAGUUAUUUGAUAAAAGAACUUAAGGUGGUAAAAAACAAACAGAAGGGAAAGUCUCGUCACAUAUUUACGCAUUAAGAUAUAAUGGCGAAUUAUACCACAAGGACAAACUAACUGCUAUUCUCCUAAGUCCUCCUAGUAUCUACAUGCUUAUACUCGGGCCUUCACGGUUUAAACCUGCACCGUGGUGACGUUGAUUUUUGCCACGUGACCCGGUAUCCUCACUUAAUGAAGUGGGCCUAGUUACGUAAAACCUUACGCCCCCACCCCCCUCGCCUCCCUCCGCAGAGUAUUUCCCUCAGCCCUGACCUGUGUGUCGAAUUUUUAAUAUAAAAACGGCAGUUUUAAGUUGAGAAUUUCUCAACAUAGAAAAUGAGCAGAUAAAAAUAGCUCAAAAAAAUUCUUAUGGAUAAAAAAUUUUAAAAAAUGAACAGUAAAAGACAAGUAAAGGAGAAACUUAGUUACGUGGUACAAAUUCGCGUUUGCUGUUUGACAUAAACGUGAAGCUUACACUCUCAAGCGAAAAAGUCAUCCAACACAUGAGCAUUUACAUCUAACGUUAGGUUUUAUGCAUCUUUCUCUUGGCCCCAGUUGCUCAAAAGGAGGAUAACGCUAUCCUCCGGAUAGAUCACAGUCCACUGGAUAACAUAACGUAAUUGGUUUCCUCGAUCAACACUUAUCCGCUGGAUAGUUAUUUAUCCGGCGGAUAUCGCUAUCCAACUUUCGAACACCAGGGCCUAGAUCUAUUAUGUAUUUAAGGAAUAAACACUUGCGCACGCAUAUGCAUGUCGCGCCUUUUUUAGCUUAGCACGUGCUCUCUUAGCCUGUACACAGACGUUGUUUGAUUUUUCUUUUAGUUCUUUUCGUAAACAUCGGCGAGCUCGGAGCAUCGAUUUUCUUUUUCCCCACCCCUAUCCCCUCACUGGCGGUCAAUAAAUCCCCGCGGUUUUUACAUUUUAUCACGCGCGCCCUACGGACUUUGAAGAGAAAGUAGAGGGGCUGUGGCAUGUGAACAGGCUAGUGCUCUCUUAAUUGUCCGUCUAACUAUUCCUGGGAAGAAAAAGUGAAUAAAAAUUAACAGACUUGUCGAAGAAAAGACCAUUGCCACGCAUUGAAGUUAAUUUUCUGGACCAUGAAAGAAUAGCUCAUUGAGAUCGCUUUAUCGUCAGCAUAAAGAAUAUUUACCACUAACAGUAAUCGGGUGUUAUUGAGGUGUUAUUGGUUCCGUUUAUAAAUUUUUAGAAUUGAGUUGGAAAGCCUGCAAACCUUGCGAUUCGCUGAGCGAGGGAAGAUGGUUCCAGUAGUCAGGCCACGUUCUUUUACAUCAAGAGCCAAGUAUCAACCGUAUCUUCAAUGCUUUUACAGUCCCAUACAUUUUUUAACAAAUUUAACACCAGAGUAACGUAUUAACCAACGAAAUAAAAUACAGUACUAGACAAUGCAAUAUAUAUUUUCAUUCC